This is a messenger RNA of Camelina sativa (false flax), 2114 nucleotides long. RefSeq lists its product as uncharacterized. NCBI's taxonomy places the organism in Eukaryota, Viridiplantae, Streptophyta, Magnoliopsida, Brassicales, Brassicaceae. The record is from RefSeq and is a predicted model, not a curated record.
CUUCACAUUCUCGUAAUACACGACAAUGGAUUGUAAGGGAGUGUCACUACCGUUGUUUGACGACCAUCUAAUGAUGCCUUGGAAUGAUCUGAGGAAAGGUGACUGUUGUGGACGGUUCGAAGCUAUCAAUGAUGGCUACUAUUGCAAAUGCUGCGAUUUCUUCGUCCACAAGAAAUGUGGCGACGAGACCACUAAAUAUAUGGAGCACCCGUGUCACUCCAUUCACACUCUCAAGCUUGUAGGUGGAGAGAGGAUAAAACGAGUUAGUCAUUCUUGCGAUUUAUGUGGAAAGAGGAUAGACAUGGAUCAAUGUUAUCGCUGCAAGAUCUGUGACUUCGAUGUGGAUCUAUACUGUGCCAAGUACCCACCACCAGAGUUUAUUGACAUUUCCGAGACGCAUCACCACAAGCUCACUCUUCUCAAGAAGCGGAUCGACUUCGAUUGUAAAGCUAAAUGUGGGCAGGCUGGUAAUGGGUUUCCUUACAAAUGUCAUGAGUGUGAUUUAGCCUUCCAUGUGGAUUGCGUAUGGAAUCCGUCGGAGGCAAAACACUUGUCAGAGGUAAACCACUCUUACCACCCCUUACACCCUCUUAAGCUCAAGACAGGUCAACCACCAGACUAUUCUGAUGGAAAAUGUCGUCUUUGCGGAAGAGAGAUUGAUGAAUUAUAUUAUCAUUGUCCUUCGUGCAACUUCACCUUGGAUAUGCAUUGUGUUUUAAACCCACCACCAGAAAGUAUGCGGGAUUCGAAAGCUCAUGAUCACCAACUCAUUCUUCUCCCAAGACUCGAUUCGUUUACAUGUAACGCUUGCGGGUUGAAGGGAGAUCGAAGCCCUUACAUAUGUGUUCUAUGUGGUUUCAUGAUCCACCAAGAGUGUCUUUACCUUCCACGCCUCAUAAACAUUAAUCGUCACGAUCACCGCAUUUCUCGCACUUCUGUUAUUGGUGUUAUAAAUUCUACUUGUGGAGUUUGCCGGCAGAAGAUGGAUUGGAGUUAUGGGGGUUAUUAUUGUCAGAGCUGUCCUGACUAUUUCGUUCAUUCUAGAUGUGCUACUAGAAGAGAUGUGUGGAACGGGAAAGAACUCGACGGAGUACCUGAAGACACAGAAACUUUACAAGUGGUAAUAGACAACACAACGAUACAACACUUCAGUCACAUAGAGCAUUAUCUAAGACUCCAUAUUAAUGGUUUUAGAUGGGAGGAGAUCAAGCGGUGUAGAGCAUGCACCUAUCCCAUUGGUCUCCAAUCUUUCUACAGCUGUAUUGAUUGUGAUUUCAUUCUACACCAAACCUGCGCUGAAUUUCCUAGAAAGAUAUGGCAUGUGUUGUACAAUGAACGACUAACUUUAGUUACAAGCGAGACCAAUGUUUUUGAGUGUGAUGCUUGUUAUAGAAUGUCUAAUGGUUUCAGGUACCAGCGUGAGGGUAAGGUAUUAGAUGUCCUGUGCGGAACAAUUUCUGAGCCAUUUUUCCAUCCAAGUCAUCCCCAUCAUCCGUUAUAUUACAUUUUACAAGAUGAAGAAAGAGAAUGCACUGGUUGCAACAAGUUAGCAUCCCAUGUGCUCACUUGCAUUGAAGAGGACUGUUGGUUUGUAUUGGAUUUCAAAUGUGCCACUUUACCCCAAGUGGCAAAGCAUUGCACUGAUGACGAUCAUCCUUUCUCACUAUACUAUGGCAAAAAGGCAAAUGGUAAACACUGGUGUGACAUUUGUGGAAAAGAAACCAAUAUAAGGACAUGGUUCUACACAUGUAAAGAUUACCAAGAUACUUUGCAUAUAGAUUGUGUGGUGGGAGACUUUUCAGGGCUCAUGCCAACAACCACAAUACAGGUUUUAAGCAGAUCAUUUGUGGUGGUUCUCAAUAAUGGUGUCACUCGUCCAUUUUGCAGAUGGUGUAAGUCGCGUUGUAUGUAUCCCAUCAUGUUGAAGAUGCUUGGAACCUCAGAUACAUACGUUUGCUCUGCUGGUUGCCUAUUUAACGUGCUAGAUCGAAGUGGAUAGGGAAUUUAUGUUGGUUUGCUUCAUUUGUAUUUCUUGUGAACUCUUUUUUUUCUUGAAACUUUUCUUGUGUACGUACUCUUUGUUUUUCAAUAUGUGUGUUCUGAUCUUUAUUUUA